Molecule: messenger RNA, 270 nt
Organism: Iphiclides podalirius (scarce swallowtail)
Lineage: Eukaryota; Metazoa; Arthropoda; Insecta; Lepidoptera; Papilionidae
Source: the annotation of a GenBank genome assembly
AUGGCGUCGCGCAUAAACGUCACCGCAGCGCCACGCGGGCCGCCCGUGCACCCUGAACUCUAUUCCGGCACGCGGUGUCAGGACGAAAACAAAGCUCUUGUUUUCUUCAUACUCUACUUCGGCGUUUGCGUAAAGAAUUGGCACAUUGGGGCCAGCUUUCCUUCCGUGUCUAUUCUAAGCGGCCCUGCCUGGUCACGCCUGGCUCAUGCAAAUCAACCGCACAAUGAGGGGAUUAACAUAACGCGGUGCUUGUUCGGCCGCGGAGCAAAC